Messenger RNA from Lottia gigantea (owl limpet), 492 nucleotides. RefSeq lists its product as hypothetical. The coding region runs from base 1 to 492 and encodes 163 amino acids. The transcript has a single exon. Lineage: Eukaryota; Metazoa; Mollusca; Gastropoda; Lottiidae. The record is from RefSeq and is a predicted model, not a curated record.
AUGGCGAACAAGUUUGGAUUAGGUUCUUUAUCUUUAGAAACCAAAAAACCUAACACUACAACAUGGAUAAAUAAAGCGAAACCUUACUUUGUGGAUCAAAUCGGAGACACUCUUCAAGGUGAUUUAGAUAUGAACAAUUUUAGCAUAACUAAUUUAAAGUCUCCGGAAAACGAUAAUGAUGCCAUUCACAAGAAAUAUUUACGGGAACAAAUAAAUUCAAUUGAAGUAAAUAAAAACCAUUUAGAAGAUAAAAUAAGUAAUGUGAAAAGAUUCUUGAAACGUCAACUAAAUAAUAAAGAUUUUGUUAAUGAAACUAAACUGCAACAAGAAGUAACAAGUUUAAAAAGUUUUAUUGAAGAACAAUUGGUCGACGUAGCGAACAAAACUGAGUUACAAAAUUUAAUUUCAUUAAUAUCUAAAUUAGAGGAUAAGAUUGCAAAACAAAAAUUAGACAUUCAACAAUUGAUAGAUAACAUUCCAGAUGAAAAUUAA